This is a messenger RNA of Phasianus colchicus (ring-necked pheasant), 6034 nucleotides long. It is a transcript of the gene PNPLA7, whose product is annotated as patatin like domain 7, lysophospholipase. The record is from RefSeq and is a predicted model, not a curated record. Gene Ontology annotation, cellular component: endoplasmic reticulum. NCBI's taxonomy places the organism in Eukaryota, Metazoa, Chordata, Aves, Galliformes, Phasianidae. Gene Ontology annotation, molecular function: phosphatidylcholine lysophospholipase A1 activity. Gene Ontology annotation, biological process: lipid metabolic process.
AUCUUCAUUUCUCUUUUAGCAUUUCCAGAAAGCUAACAUAGGUGCUGUGGUUGGCUUAAUGCAGCUGCAGCUCAGUGCUGUGCAGCCCUUCAGCUGCCCCCUGUCCAGCUCCCUCAGUUUUGUAGUUCUCACACAGUGCUGUGUGGUUUGGGACGUGUCCUGGGCCAGCUCAGGUCAGCUCUCCUGGCCCUGUCCCCUCCCAGCCCCUCACAGGGCACAGUGAGGAGCUGAAGCAUCCUUGGCUCCAUACUGCACAGCAACAACUGAAACAUCAGUGUUCUAUCAGCAGCUUCUUUCUCUUAAAGCCAAAACACAGCAUUGUAUCACAUGCUAUGAUGAAAAUCCACUCUGUCCCAGCUGAAACCAGGACAGUGCCUAAUUUGAUAACUUUUGGGUAAUGUUUUCAGAUACACUGCUUUUAUUUUCCAGAGCCUUUCUUGAUAAGCGUUUAGUCCUUCCAAAAACGUCAAGAUUCGUCCCACUUUUUGUGUGUAUUUACUUAUCUUUACUGCAAACCAUUCACGUGGUGCUUCAUAUUCUCCCAUGUCAGCAGAAUGACACAGUUUAAGCACCUUUUGCUUCAAUGCUAUGAUUUUAGCCUGAAGAUGGAAGGAUCGAGGAGUUCUUCAGCUCUUGCAUUUAUUCUUCUUUAAGACACAUGUUGCUUUUCCUAGUAAUAACAGACAAGGCCAACAGCAGGAAAUACUUUUCUUAGAACUAGAAGAUGCAUCCAGCAUACUGAUAAGCAAAUGAAAGAUGUUCUGUGAAAAUUCAGCAUUUGUGGUCAAAGUCACAGCGUGUGGUCAGCUGUACUUAUGAGCCAUGAGGAAGUCUGUAUUCUGAGGAACACUCAUGUAAGUUCCUGAGCGCUGUGCCAAUCACCACCUGGCACCCCUCCCUGUGUGGGGUAUGUCUCACUGUUUACCUUUUAUUGCAAUGGGAAGUUUUUGAGUACAUGCCCUGGUUGCUUGUUCUGUGCUUGGUAAUCUGGAUGGGUGUAAGCGUUAUUUCAAAGCUGCAUGUUUUUGUUACCAGCCACAGUUUUGAUAAGAAAAUGGGAGUCAAGCGUUAGAAAACACAGACAGUAUUCCUGCUAAUACAUACUCUCAGCCUAUCAUUUUGUCUUUUUCCAGUGAAGUGUGGGUCUUCUCAGGGUUGCUCAGUGUGUGUUUUGUUUCUAAGAGUUGGUCAGGGCUUGGAUGGAGCACAUGAGGCCCUGGAAUACAGGUGCUGGGUGUGACGUCCCUUUGUGCUGUAGCCCUGCAGCUCUGCUGUGUUAGUGGCCUCACAACUGGCCCUUGUGCAGUCUGAUUGUGAACAGCUGCUGACACAUGCAGGUGUCCCUGUGGCUGCCAGCCAUUUGCUGCCUUUCCCUGCCUCUCUUCGGAUGCUACCAGUGUUUGAACUCCCUGCAGAACUCUGACCCAUGUUGAGGUGGGAAUGUUCAGGCCAUGCCAGCAAGUGGAAUUCUUCAGUUUGUAGAAGACAGAAUACAGAGUACUAUGCUGACUGGAAUUGCCAUUGGAGCUGCAGUUGCACUGUUCCUGAUAGGAAUUGUUGUGUUCGUCAUUUACAGAAGAGUGAAACAAUCCAAACAACUUCAGCCACAUGGUCGUCAAUACAGAUUUCGCAAGCGAGACAAAGUGAUGUUCUAUGGGCGGAAGAUCAUGAGAAAGGUUUCAACUCUUCCCAACACUCUGGUUGGGAACACUGUGCCUCGCCAAAGGAUGAGGAAACGGGCCAAAGUUUUAAGUUUGGCUAAAAGGUUUCUGCGUAUUAAGAAAGAAUGUCCAACUCUGCAGCCAAAAGAGCCACCUCCCUCUCUGCUAGAGGCAGACCUGACAGAAUUUGAUGUAAAGAAUUCUCAUUUGCCAUCAGAAGUCCUUUACAUGCUUAAAAAUGUUAGGGUUCUUGGUCACUUUGAGAAGCCCCUUUUUCUGGAAUUGUGCAAGCACAUGUUUUUUGUGCAGUUGCAUGAAGGAGAAUACAUCUUCCGUCCUGGGCAGCUGGAUAACAGCAUCUAUGUUGUGCAAGAUGGAAAGCUGGAAGUUUGCGUUCAAGAAAGUGAUGGCACAGAAGUGAUUGUUAAGGAGGUGCUGGCAGGAGACAGUGUCCACAGUCUUCUCAGCAUUCUAGAUGUCAUCACGGGUCACCCUGCUCCAUACAAAACAGUCUCAGCCCGGGCAGCCACUCCAUCCAAUAUACUGCGACUGCCAGCAAGUGCCUUUCAAGAUAUCUUCCAGAAAUAUCCUGAAACCCUUGUUAGAGUGGUACAGAUCAUCAUGGUGAGGCUGCAGAGGGUGACAUUCCUUGCCUUGCACAACUACCUUGGGCUGACUACUGAACUCUUCAAUUGUCAGAACCAAGCUAUCCCACUGGUCUCUGUGGCAAGUGUCACAUCUGGAGGAAGUUCAAGUAAAGCAGUAAAAAGACAAAUGUCCAAUGUAUCAGAGGAGGAGCGUGGAGAGAAGUUUGAGAAAGCUGGGGAAGCAUCAGAAAUGGAUGCAUUGAAGAUUUCUGGUACAGAAAACCCUGAGCAUAUUUUCAGGAGAAGCCUUUCUUCACCCCCCUCUACAGAGACUUCUGGUACUUCCAGCGGUGCGAAGUCGGACAUGGGCAUGGCAUAUGAGAGAGCCAGAGUGCACUUCAGCCCAGAGGAGGCUUCCAGCAGUCCUGCUGUGGGCAAGUCCAUACUGAAGAAGACUGUGACAGUGACAAAAACUCCUUUAGCAGUGUUCCAUUACACUGAUCGUGAGCUUGCUGCACAGGAAUCCUCUAGUAGCAAACCCAUCAAUGCCAUCUUCGAAGCAGCGAAGAAAGACCUUUCAACCUUGAUGAAACUUGAUGAUCCUUCCUUGCUGAAUGACAGAGUGACACUGCAUCAGGUUACUGCUGGGACUGUGCUGUCAAGGCAGGGAGAUCAGGAUGUUAAUGUUUGCUUUGUGGUCUCGGGGAUGCUUCACGUGUACCAACAGAAGAUCGACUCUGAGGAGGACACCUGCCUGUUCAUUACUCACCCAGGAGAACUCGUGGGCCAGCUUGCUGUUCUCACUGGGGAACCACUGAUUUUCAGCAUCAAGGCCAAUCGAGACUGCAUCUUCCUGUCUAUUUCCAAGUCCCACUUCUAUGAGAUAAUGCGAGAGCAGCCAAGUGUUGUGCUCGGCGUGGCCCACACUGUUGUAAAGAGAAUGUCCUCCUUUGUGAGGCAAAUUGACUUUGCCCUGGAUUGGAUGGAAGUUGAGGCUGGACGAGCUGUAUACAGGCAGGGUGACAAGUCAGACUGCACAUACAUCGUCUUGAACGGACGACUGCGCUCCGUCAUACGGAUGGAUGAUGGAAAGAAGCACCUGACUGGUGAAUAUGGCCGAGGAGACUUAAUUGGAGUGGUAGAGGCACUAACCCAUCAGCCUAGAGCCACAACAGUUCAUGCCGUCAGAGAUUCAGAACUUGCCAAACUCCCAGAGGGAGCCCUGACAUCUAUCAAACGCAGAUUCCCCCAGGUUGUGACCAGACUUAUUCACUUGCUGGGCGAGAAGAUCCUUGGCAGCCUUCAGCAGGGAGGCCAUCCUUUUGGAUUGCACAGCUCAAGCAGCAAGUGGGAUGCUGGAAAUCCUGCCAGCAAUCUCUCCACAAUAGCAAUUAUGCCGGUGUCUGAAGAGGUGCCACUUACUGCUUUCACUCUGGAGCUCAAGCAUGCUCUCAAUGCUGUGGGUCCUGCCUUGCUGCUCACAAGUGAUAACAUCAAACAGCGGCUGGGUUCUGCUGCGCUGGAUAGCAUCCAUGAGUACCGACUGACGAGCUGGUUGGGCCAGCAGGAGGACAUCCACCGCAUCGUCCUGUACCAGGCAGACAGCACCCUUACUCCAUGGACUCAACGCUGCAUCAGGCAGGCUGACUGCAUCUUGAUAGUAGGGCUGGGAGACCAGGAGCCCACUGUUGGAGAGCUGGAGAGGAUGCUGGAGAACACAGCGGUCCGAGCCCAGAAGCAGCUGAUUCUGCUCCAUAAGGAGGAUGGACCUCUCCCUUCCCGAACUGUGGAAUGGCUCAAUAUGAGGAGCUGGUGUUCUGCACAUCUUCAUAUCCACUGCCCACGAAGAGUGUUUUCCAAAAGAAGCUUGCCAAAGCUGAUAGAGAUGUAUGAACGUGUGUUCCAGAAGCCAUCAGACCGCCACUCAGACUUCUCUCGCCUGGCUCGUGUUCUGACUGGAAAUGCCAUUGCCCUGGUCCUUGGUGGUGGGGGAGCCAGGGGCUGCUCCCAGGUCGGGGUUAUCAGGGCGCUGAUUGAAGCUGGCAUCCCUGUGGAUAUGAUUGGAGGAACGUCCAUCGGUGCCUUCAUGAGUGCUCUGUACGCAGAAGAACGCAGCUACAAUCAGAUGAGGAUCAAAGCCAGGCAGUGGGCCAUGGUUAUGAAUUCAGUGUUUAGGACUAUUGUAGACUUGACGUAUCCAAUAACCUCAAUGUUUUCUGGAGCAACUUUUAACAAGAGCAUCAGCAGCAUCUUCAAGGACAAACAGAUUGAGGAUCUGUGGAUUCCUUACUUCACGAUCACAACUGACAUCACUGCCUCAGCAAUGAGGGUCCACACUGACGGCUCUCUGUGGAGGUACAUCCGUGCCAGCAUGUCUCUCUCUGGGUACAUGCCCCCACUCUGCGACCCGAAGGAUGGGCACCUCCUGAUGGAUGGAGGUUAUGUCAACAACCUUCCUGCUGAUGUGGCGAGGUCCAUGGGUGCGAAGGUGGUGAUAGCCAUCGAUGUGGGGAGCCGGGAUGAGACCAACCUCACCAACUAUGGCGACUGCUUGUCUGGCUGGUGGCUGCUCUGGAAGAGGUGGAAUCCACUGGCUGAGAAAGUCAAGGUGCCAAACCUGGCAGAGAUCCAAACACGGCUCGCGUACGUGUGCUGCGUGCGGCAGCUGGAGAUGGUGAAGAGCAGCGACUACUGCGAGUACAUCCGGCCCCCCAUCGACCGCUACGGCACGCUGGAUUUCGGGAAGUUUGAUGAAAUCUGUGAAGUGGGAUAUCAGCAUGGGAAAACUGUAUUUGGUGUCUGGUCCAGGAGCGACGUCCUCGACAAGAUGCUACGAGACAGACAAGAGACUUACAAAACCAAAACUUCUGAUAAUGUGACCUAUCCCAGCACCUCUUUCACGGAUCUGGCAGAAAUUGUGUCCAGGAUUGAGCCAGUGAAAGCUGCCGUGGCUGAUGAUGAGUCAGACUACCAGACUGAGUACGAGGAAGAAGUUCUGGACAACCAGAAGGAUGAUUAUAUUCAUUUCAUACGGAACCAGGCUGAAGAUGAGACUGACUCGGAUGAAGAUGUACAGAUAAGAAAGCGCAAGAAUCUUCCAAACGUGGACUGCCAGGCAAGCAGCACGGGAGAGCCAGCCUAGCACCGAGUGCAACAGCUGUAUCUUGUGUGUAUUUACAUACAUUAAAAGAAAAGAAAACAUCUAGAUGAGAUUAAACAAGCUUUCGUCUUUCUCCAGGCAGGGUGUGUGGCAUCCAGCUGCCAGCACUAAGCACCAGCUCUGGGCUGUGCUGGCACAGCGGCUGGUCCUUCCUCACUCUGGGUCUGGCAGAGUGGGAACACGUUGGGGACGUGCAGUCAGUGCUCCUUUGGCUGCUGCAUGUUUUACUUAUUGGUUUUACUGCAAGGCCCAAAGAAUCAUGGAAUGUCGUCCUGCUGUGUCUGUUGAUGAAAGGCUCCAUGCAGCUGCACUGGAGAGAGGAGGGGAUUUGCAGAGGAGAGCGUUGCUGCUUACUUUUCAUACGAAUCAGGUAACUGUGAUUAACUCCUCAGUGACUUGCAGUCAGGUACCUGUGAGCAGUGCUCUGACUGGAGCCACUCUGAAUGUAUUUAACUUCCAAUCUCAAGCCAAGAAAUCAAUUAACAUGAACACUAGGAAACGUGUAUCCUUACGCCAUCAGCAGAACAUUUACAGACAAAUCAUAGUGCUGACUUUCGCCAGGCAACUCUGGAGUCCCUGCUUGGCUGUAUUUGCCCUGACAAAUAAAGUUAUUCUGUGGAUUUAAA